This is a messenger RNA of Orbicella faveolata, 813 nucleotides long. RefSeq lists its product as uncharacterized. NCBI's taxonomy places the organism in Eukaryota, Metazoa, Cnidaria, Anthozoa, Scleractinia, Merulinidae. The record is from RefSeq and is a predicted model, not a curated record.
AUGGAGGAGAUAGGACGUGCAAAAAACAACCAUCAGAAACCGUUAAGGUUUAGCGAUCUGUCCAAGGCUCAAAAGCAAGAAGAUAGAGAGGAUUUAGAAAAGCUUAAAGUGAAGGCGAACUUAAUGAAAAUCAGAGUGAAAAAUAUCAUUUCGAGUAUCCAUGAAGCAGCUCGCCAACUUGAUGAAGUGUGGAUAGAGUCCAAGGCAUUACAUGCUACUGGAACAGUUGGUAAUAUAGUGGGUGGGCUUCUUACAGUAGCAGGAGGAAUUGCGACAGCAAUGACAGCGGGUGUUGCCACGCCUUUGUUAGUAGCAGGCAUGGGUAUCGGUGUUGCUGGAGCUGGUACAAGCCUGUUGACAAGCUAUCGUGAAACCGCCAUAAACUGUUCAGAAAUCAAGAAAGCCGAAAGGAAGUUGCAGGAUGUUAGAGAAAGUAUAGCAGAUAUGAACAAUACUAUCCAAAUGUGGCUGGAAACGAAAGAGGACGCACGCUUGUUGUACAUUUGCUGCCUUGCUGAGCUAAAACCGGACAAGAAUUACCUCGUGACAAAGCUCUUACAGAAGGUGGUUUUGCAGACCAUAAUGCUCUCUGCGGUCAACGUUUUGCAAGCGACAGGAAGGACAGCAACGCGUCCAGGAGUGUUCGUUGCGGACUUAGUGGUUUAUAGAACGGUAAAUGCUGCGACGAAGGGUUUAGGUGGUGGUAGAGCCAAAGCUGCUAGUCAAGUUGCAAGUAAAGUGACGAUCGGAGUCAGUGCUGCGUUAGUGUUAUGGGAUGUCAUAGACCUGUAUUACACCAUCAAAGACAGUUGA